Messenger RNA from Lontra canadensis (Northern American river otter), 2732 nucleotides. RefSeq names its product protein phosphatase 1 regulatory subunit 15B (gene PPP1R15B). Gene Ontology annotation, cellular component: endoplasmic reticulum; protein phosphatase type 1 complex. The record is from RefSeq and is a predicted model, not a curated record. The coding region runs from base 243 to 2579 and encodes 778 amino acids. Gene Ontology annotation, molecular function: protein phosphatase regulator activity. Gene Ontology annotation, biological process: response to endoplasmic reticulum stress. The transcript has 2 exons. NCBI's taxonomy places the organism in Eukaryota, Metazoa, Chordata, Mammalia, Carnivora, Mustelidae.
CCAGGCGCCAUCCUUCCUGUCGUCCUCUUGCCUGUAGGUGUCCUGCUCCGCGCUGGCCCCGCGGCCAUUUUGGACUUCGCUGCCACCCGCGCCCGCCUGCCCAGCCCUUCCGGGGUCGCGCUGCCAAGGGGCUUUUUAACGGCCCGUCCCCUCUGGCCAGUCGCCGCAGUCGCCGCGGGAGGGCUCUGUCUACGGUGGAGGGGCCUCGAGCGGACUAGGACGCCUUCGUCCCGCCAGGAUGAAUGUCGUCUCGUCUGCGUCCUGCGCCUGCUGUUCCGGCCUGUGGUCCGCCGCCCGCGGCCGAAGCCGCUUCCCCUUGUGGCUCUUCUCCUGGCCCGGGGAUCGGCCUGGGGCCCCGACUCCGCCGCGCGGCAAGGCCAAGACUGCUUAGGCGUCUCCGAAUAACGCCCGACCUGCAGCCCUCAGAGACUGCCCAGAACAAGGACAUGGAGCCGGCAGCAGACGGAUCGCGACCGCGGCCGGGCUCGCGGUUCUGGCUGCUCUCCUUCUUUCCCCGGCGCUCGCAACCCAGCCCUUCCAAGUUGCCCGCACCUUCUGCCCCGGAACACUCUGGGGACUCCAGACUGGCUGCUGACCCCCAGCCCCAGGCUCGGACCGGCUACUGGAUGAAGCUGCUUUCCCAGCUCUUCGCGCCACUCCCCAGCUUGCUUCAGAAGCUGCUGAUCUGGAGCCAGCUUUUCGGCGGGAUGAUUCCAACCAGAUGGCUAGAUUUUGCUGGAGGCUACAGCGCGCUCCGAGCCCUGAAGGCUCGGGAGGACCCGGGCGCCCCCCCGGCGCAGACAUCUUUAAGGUCGCAGCGGCUCGACCCCUCGGACGACUCUGCUGCCAGUCCCCUCGAUUGGCUGGAGGAGGGCAUCCACUGGCAGUGCUCGUCCUCAGAUCUAGAAUUGGGACUCAAAGCCCAGGCUGGAGUUCUGCACCCUGGCGCGCACGCUUUUCUGUUAGAGCCGCAGCUGUGGGGGGGAGUGGAGCUGUUGCCGAGUGGCUUCCAAGGCCAUCUGUGCUCUAACCGGGAACUUGGCUCUCCGCCCGCAGGCCCUCUAAACCGGCGUUUAAGCAAUUUCAGCGCCUUCUCCUAUUUGUUGAACCCCGCCUAUCUGGGCUGCCUGCCCCGGGUGGGGCUCGGCUAUCAGAACGGCGUGGGAAGUGGCGAGCCUGUUGAUUUCCAGACCCUCAGCGCAGAGGGCAGCUGUCUCACUGAAGACCGUGAUCCUCCCUACCCGCCAAAGGCGGAGAUCGCUUGCCCCUCCCGGCAGGGACGUCCGCCUCUUUCUAAAGAGGGCCUGCCAGAAAUCCACCAUCUUCGCUCGAAACGGCUGGAGUUCCUUCAGCAGGCCACCAAGGGGCAAGCGUUACCCACCCCAGACCAAGAUCAUGGCUACCACAGCCUGGAGGAGGAACACAACUUGCACCGGAUGGAUCUGAAAUCCGGCGGAGAUAGUCCCACGCAGUGUGUUCCCUCUGUUGGAUCCCUUCCCGGAACCGCCCAAGAACCCACCGAGGGAAGAAUCGCAUCGUUGACUACAGAGGUUCCACUCGCUUUGGAAAAACCGGGCCCCUUGGAAGGAAGGCUGUCUGGUGAGAUACCAGUGGAGAAGGAGCCUGGAGAGGACCAAAGAAGUGUUGGGGACUCCUCAGACCUAGAAAAUGACCUUCCCAUUUCCACCAGGCCAGCUUGUAGUAACAGACUGAUAGAUUACAUUUUGGGGGGAGUAUCCAGUGACCUAGAAGUGAGUUCUGACUCCGGAGGUGAGGAUUGGGAUGAGGAAGCGGAGGAUGAUGGUUUCGAUAGUGACAGCUCACUCUCAGAAUCAGACCUUGAACAGGACUCUGAAGGGCUUCACCUUUGGAACUCUUUCUAUAGUGUAGAUCCUUAUAACCCCCAGAACUUUAGGGCAACAAUUCAGACUGCUACCAGAUUUGUUCCCGGAGACCCUUCUGACUCCGAGAAGGAUUCGUCUGACAAGUCUGAUGUGGAGAAUUCUCCCCAGACUGGAAGCCUUCCCGAGUCUCCUGACCAUAAUUCUGGGGAGGAAGAGGACUGGGAAUCUAGUGCAGAUGAAGCAGAGAGUCUCAGGCUGUGGAACUCUUUCUGUCAUUCCGAUGACCCCUACAACCUUCUAAAUUUUAAGGCUCCUUUUCAAACAUCAGGGAACACUUGGGAAGGCUGUCGUGACUCAGAGAGGCCGUCUGAGCCUACUGUGGCCACUUCUGGUUGUCCCACCGUAUUAUCUUGUGAGGUGCAGCUGUUAGGCAGCCGAGAGAGGGAAGGUCCAGACUUGGUACCGGGUGGGGUUCUUUCUGGAGAAAGACACACGCGUAUCAAGCGAAAAAAGGUAACCUUCCUUGAAGAAGUUACUGAGUAUUAUAUAAGUGGUGAUGAGGACCGCAAAGGACCAUGGGAAGAAUUUGCCCGGGACGGAUGCAGGUUCCAGAAACGAAUUCAAGAAACGGAAAAUGCUAUUGGAUAUUGCUUGACGUUUGAGCACAGAGAAAGAAUGUUUAAUAGACUCCAGGAAAGAUGCUUCAAAGGACUUAAUGCUUUCAAGCAAUGUUAAGAUGAUUUGGUGGCCUCUAACGCGGGCAUACACUACCUCUUACUUGAGAGGUUUCUUUUAAAAAUGAAAAAUUGGCAGCUGUCCUUUUUUGUAGAGGAUAUGCAACUUGGAUAUAGUGACCUAGUUUAAUGGUUUUUUUUUUUUUUUUUUUUU